Messenger RNA from Enterobius vermicularis (human pinworm), 231 nucleotides. The record is from the annotation of a GenBank genome assembly. NCBI's taxonomy places the organism in Eukaryota, Metazoa, Nematoda, Chromadorea, Rhabditida, Oxyuridae.
AUGACAAGUAUAGGAGCAGUAGAGGAUCAUUUUGAAGAUGUCUUGGAAGCCGAACGCACAUUUGAACGGAAGAAGGAAGUUCAAAAGGAACCCUCCAGAUUUUUAUGUAGCGUUCGGUUACAGCCAGCGAAAGUUGAUAAGGUAGCCAUUGAAAGUUCACGAAUCUACGCCGAGAACUUGCGAGAAACGGACGAUUUAGAGAAGAAUUCUCUGGCGCUGGUGGAGUCUUAA